Funneliformis geosporum is the source of this 1911-nucleotide messenger RNA. NCBI's taxonomy places the organism in Eukaryota, Fungi, Glomeromycota, Glomeromycetes, Glomerales, Glomeraceae. The record is from the annotation of a GenBank genome assembly.
AUGGUAAAAAAAAGAAAAAGAAAAGAAUCCCUAAGUAAUAACGAUGAAAGCAACAAGAGGAACACCGAAGUAACAGACGGUGGUCAAAUUUUGGAAAUUAGUUCAGAACUGGAUAAUACUACCUCCAAUGCCAACAUGAUGGAAGUGGAUGAUUCAGUGAACAAUUCAGAAAUAAUUAAUAGUGAUUCAGAAUCUCUAGAGAAAACAGCAAAUACUGCUCAACAAUGUUUAGAAGAAAAAGUUUUAAAAGGAAAACUUAAAUUUGAAGAAUUUGACAAUCUAGAGAGGAUAAUUUUGAAUAAGCAAACAAUUAAAGAGAUUGAGGAAGUAGAAUUUAUUGGUUUGCCUAAUAUAGAAUUAAUAGGAUUUAACUUAAAUUACAUAGAUGGAAAAGAAAUCAAAGGAGUUAAUACUAUAAAACUCACUAAUCUGCCUGACUUAAAGAUUUUUUUGGCUAAUCAUUGUAAGAUUAAAAAAAUAGAAAUUGACAGUUGCCCUGAAUUGUUUGACUUUCGAGUAGGGAACAAUCUUCUUACCGAAUCAGAUUUCUUAGAUAAGUUAAAUCUAAAAAAAUUAAAUAUUCUAAGUAUUCAUAGUAAUCAUUUAGGAGAAAGAGAAAAAUUAACUUUAACUCGUUUUGAGAAAUUUAAAAAUUUAAAGAGUUUAUUUAUUGAUAAUGUCAGCAAGAAAGAGGUGGAAGGGAAGAGUCUCUAUAAUCGCUUUUAUGGUUCAUUAGAGCCUUUGAAAAACUUAACUAAGUUGGAAGAGUUGAAUAUUAACAACACUGAUAUCGAUAUAUUCUCUGGAUUAGGUGAACCAAAAGAAAAUGAAAAUAAGAAAAGGGGAGAAAUUGAAGAGUUAGACAUUAGUGGCGAAGAACUAGAAGGAAAAUUAGACUUAGAAGAAUUCAAUAAACUAAAGUACUUGAUUUGUCGCAAUAAUAAGUUAACCAAAAUCGACUUAAAAGAUUGCCCUAAACUGGUAGGUAUUGAUUGUGAAAAAAAUGAACUAAAUGAACUAAUUUUCAGUAAUAACCAAAAUGAAAAAUUAAAUUUAAAGGAAUUUCGGGGUUCUGAUAACAAAUUUUCUAAGUUAAAAGCUAUUACUGAUUAUAUAAGUUCCGAAACUCUAACCUAUUUAAACAUAAAUGAUAAUAAUAUUUCUAAUGCUGAGAUAAGUGAAUUUAAUCAGUUUUCAAACUUAGAAAACUUAUAUAUUGGUAAUACUGAAGAGCGAGUAAACAAUCACAUGUCUAACCAUCUUUUUACUGGUUAUUUAGGAGAUUUAAGUGGUUUGAAAAAAUUGCUUGAAAUCGAUAUUCGCUAUAAUGGUAUCGAAGUAAAAGAUGAUUUUUUAACCUAUUUAAAAAAUGACAGAAAAUUACUAGGAAAAUUGGAAAAAAUUUAUUGGGUUGGUGAACGUAGUGAAUACAAACAAUACUAUGAAGACAAUUUUUAUGAUGUAAAGGCUUUAAGACAGAAGAAAUCAUCACGGACAAUUAUAAGGUCAAUAGUAAAAAGUCCUCUUUUGUCAGAAGAUAAAAAUUACAAAGUAAAUAGAAUAAAGGAUGACUAUAAUAUGAAAAAAGAAUACUAUAAAAAUAGUAAGUUAAUUUAUCCUUCAGAAUCAGAAACAGGUGAAAUUUACAAGAUGAAAGAUCAAGUUCCGCAAUUGGAAAAUAAUUCUUUAGGAUCUGGGAUGAAAAAAAACAUUAGAGUGAAAAGAAGGAUUGAAUGUGCUGAUGAUGCUAAACAUUAUGCAAUUUUAUCUUAUUCUUGGGGCGAAAGUGCUGAAGAAAGACUAAGUCCUGGCGGAGUUAAAUCAUUAGAUAAAGCCAUUCAAACUCUAAAAAUUCUUAAUAAACAUCAUAUUUCAAGGAUGACAAAAGGAAACGAAAUUGAAUAUCUAUGA